Onychostruthus taczanowskii (white-rumped snowfinch) is the source of this 4635-nucleotide messenger RNA. RefSeq names its product growth arrest specific 6 (gene GAS6). Gene Ontology annotation, cellular component: extracellular region. The record is from RefSeq and is a predicted model, not a curated record. The transcript is spliced from 15 exons. Gene Ontology annotation, molecular function: calcium ion binding. The coding region runs from base 2200 to 4209 and encodes 669 amino acids. Lineage: Eukaryota; Metazoa; Chordata; Aves; Passeriformes; Passeridae.
UCAGGAAAGAGAUCUCAGACCGCUUGUUCAUGGCUCUGUGGAGAGAACAGGUCAAGAAGUGACCCAUGCAAUGUUUGAGAAUAGUAAGAAAAAAACAGAAGUAAGAAAGAAGCGUGAUUGCUAUAAUAUCAUAUCUUGAAUAUUGCAUGUAGUUUUGUCCACAAUGUCUGAAAAGAAGUAUAAAUAGAAAACAUACAGGGCAGGAUGAAAAGGUGGGGAAUGUUUGAGGGUCUCAGGCUGCAAUCCCAGAGCAGACUGUGGAUUUAGUGCUGUAAUCCCACUCCAAAAUUCUUCAUGCUGUCACUGAGCAGGUUCAACACAGUAACCUGGUAAAACACACACACACACACACACACACACACACACACACACACACUAAAAAAGAGUUUCCUGCCAGGUGACUGAGCUGAAAUGGCACAGCCACAUCUGUGGACAUGGGCAGGGGGAUACACGACAGAGGGAGGAAAGUGGCAGCCAGUCCUAGGAAACCUCUGCCUUCAGCUGUAGCUUCAUAAACCAUUUUGGCCAGCUUUGCUGAUGAAAUUAGGCCCAAGCUCUUUUGCCUGCAGCUACUUGCUGUCACCCCUGAAAGCCUCUCCCUUUUGGUGUUUGUGCAGCUGUUCAGAACUCAGUGGGGGAACUGAUCUGAAACAAAAUUAAUCAUUUUUGUUGGAUUAUUCUGAUAGAGUUUGCAGCAUGCAAGCACAAGAAAGGGAUGUGGCAAAAGGACAGGAAAAAGCAACAGGGACAUUGCUCCUUUGAGCAAUGCUAGCUCAAAGAGGUUUGGAAACAAGUAAAAGACCAAAGCUCCACAGUUCAGGAAAAUGGAUGGUUCUGAAAUCAUAUGAGAGAGGUCUAUAAACUGGUAUGCUGGAAACAAAUAGGGCAUGAUCAUUCAUUAUUUCUUAGAUGACAAAAAUUCAAGUACCCUGUAAAAUUAUUAAGCACUGGAUUUAAAACCAUUAAGGAAAAAGUUCCUGUCUAGCUUUUGUGCAAAUUUGAGACCUUCCCACCACUCCUGGAGGCAGGUGUACCAACAGAUGAAAAAGCUAUUUGACAAAUUCAAAGAGAAGUAGUACAUUUGUGGCUGUUAGGGUUGCAGUGGAUACAGUUUUCACCUGAGAGCUUUGCCUCUGCACUUCAGGAGCUGAAAACAGAAAGAAAGGCCACUUAAUGUUGGUUUACAUGUUUUUAUACCUCUUACCUGUUUCUCUGCUAUUGGCCAUUGUCAGAUAGAAGACACCAGCCUAGGGACAGUUGCUUUGAAUGAGGCUGGCUCUUCUGUUUUCAUCUACUUUACUUCAAUUAUAUGUGAUAUGAAUACAUUGUUUACAUUUGUUAUGUUAUAUUUGCAGUAUUUAUUGUGAAGACACAAAGUCUGUAUUAGACAUAUCUAAAUAACAAAAUAAAACUAAACAAGUUAUUUUUCUGAAACAACUUAUGCCACUGAAGUUUCUUGAAGAAUGCACAGACAUGGUGUUACUGUUACUGUCACACUUACCCUUUGACAGUGUAGUACAGAUAAAAAGCAUGGCUUUAAAGCAGUGGCAGUAGAUAGCCUAAGAGCACCUCUGAGCUCUGACCCCACAGCUCUAGGUUACAGCUUCCCACGGUGGAAGUGUCCUGUGGAACUUUGGAUGGACAUAGGACAGUAAAUCACGGCUUGCAAUACAUUGGUAACAAAAGACAUUAAUCUCUUUCCUGGCGAGUUCAUCCUAAAAUACUGGAACAAACUGAAAAUGCAUUUCUGACGAAAACCUGUGUUGGUGUGUGGGGAGAGCCCAAGUAUCUAAUUUACGGCAGGACUGGGUUGGGUUUUGUGCCAGCUUCUCCCUUCCUAGCGAUGAGCCCCGGAGCUAUUAAAGAGAUGUGCCUGGGGGUGAGGGCGCAGUCUCCCCGCGUCCUGCCGGCCGCCCAUCGGCCCGACUCGCCGUGACCGCCCCCGCCGCUCGGCACGGCCAGGUACGCGGGGCCGGGCCGGCGGCCGCUCCGCCGCGAGGUGUGUCCGUGAGCAGCGGCUCGGCGGUGCCUUGUGAGGAUUGGGCAGGGCGGGCGAGCGGCUCCGCGGCUCCCCCGCCGGGCUCCGCCGCCGCGCUCCCGCAGUAGCAGCGCGCUCGCCGCCUCCGCUCCGCUCCCGCUCCGCGCCGCUCCCGCCGCGCCGCCAGCGCCCGCCCCGGCCCCGGCCGCCGCCGCAUCGUGAUGCCGCAUCCCGCGGCGCCCCUCGGGGCCGCCCUGCUGCUCGUCCUGCUGGCGGCGGACUCCUCGCAGACCGUGCUGCUGCGCGCCCCGGAAGCUGCCCAGUUCCUGCGGCACAGGCAGCGGCGAGCCUACCAGAUCUUCGAGGAGACCAAGCAAGGGCACCUGGAGAGGGAGUGCGUGGAGGAGCACUGCAGCAAGGAGGAGGCCCGGGAGGUGUUUGAGAAUGACCCCGAGACGGAAUAUUUUUACCCGAAAUAUUUGGCUUGUAUUCAGAAAUAUGGGUCACCAUAUACGAGAAAUCCAGAUUUCCUUACGUGUGUUCAUAAUUUGCCAAACCAGUGUUCUCCCAAUCCUUGUCACAAAGAAGGGACCGUCAAAUGCGAGGAUCUCAAGGGAGAUUUCUAUUGUGAAUGCAAGCGUGGCUGGCAGGGGAAAAAAUGUGAAAAAGAUAUUGAUGAAUGCACAACGCAGAACGGCGGCUGUAACCAGCUCUGCCUCAACAAGCUAGGCAGCUACCGGUGCUCAUGCUACAGUGGUUAUGCUCUUAAAGACAGCAAAACAUGUGAAGACAUAGAUGAAUGCACAGCAUCAGCAGACAUCUGUGGAGAAGCUCACUGUAAAAAUUUAAUAAGCUCAUAUGAAUGUCUUUGUGAUGCGGGCUACAAGUACGAUGACGUGAGAAAAACUUGUCAAGAUAUAGAUGAAUGCAAAGAAAAGCUUUGUGAACAGACCUGUGUCAACUCACCAGGGAGUUACACCUGUCAUUGUGAUGGCAGAGGGGGAGUGAAACUUUCCCAGGACAUGAAUACAUGUGAGAACAUCAUACCAUGUGUGCCUUUUGCUGUUGGGAGGAGUAUUAAAUCCUUGCACCUGGGGAGGAUGUUCAGCGGCACUCCUGUUAUCAGGCUGCGCUUCAAAAGGAAACAACUGACGAGACUUGUGGCUGAGUUCGACUUUAGAACCUUUGAUCCUGAAGGUAUCCUUUUCUUUGCUGGAGGCCAUCAAGACAGCACAUGGAUAGUGUUGGCUUUGCGCAAAGGACGGCUCGAGCUGCAGCUGAAAUACAACGGGAUCGGCCGCGUGACCAGCACCGGGCCGCUCAUCAACCACGGCAUGUGGCAAACGAUCUCCGUUGAGGAACUUGAAAGAAAUUUGAUUAUAAAGGUCAAUAGGGAUGCAGUUAUGAAAAUAGCUGUCUCAGGAAACCUGUUUACACUAGACAAGGGAGUGUAUCAGCUGAAUUUGACAGUAGGAGGCAUUCCUUUCAAAACAAAGGACCUUAUUCUACCAAUAAACCCUCGGCUGGAUGGUUGCAUGCGGGCGUGGAACUGGCUGAAUGGGGAGGACACCUCUAUCCAAGAGACCAUAAAGAUGAAUGAAAAGAUGCAGUGCUUUGCUGUAGCAGGACGAGGCUCUUUCUAUCCUGGACGAGGUUUUGCUGUGUUUAAUCUUACUUACAUGCAACCUUCUUCUGGAAAUGAAACCAUGACAAACUGGGAAAUUGAAAUAAAUGCUGUAAUUCAACCAGCAACAGAUACUGGUGUGCUGUUUGCCCUAGUUACAGAAGAAGCAUCUGUCCCUUUAUCACUAUCUCUGAUUGACUAUCACUCCACGAAGAAACUGAAGCAACAGUUUAUCAUCGUGGCCGUGGAGAGCACAGUUGUGUCCAGACUGGCAAUAAAUCUCUGUGAUAAAAAGGAGCACUCUGUAGAUGUCCUCCUCAAGAAAGAUCACUUAUCCCUGAGGGUAGAUGGGAUAGCAGGAGAGAGUGAACUAAGCAUCUCUGAGCUGGAGGACAGUCUGUCCGUCUUGGAGAGCUCUUUGCAGGCAACGAAGACAUACGUGGGAGGAUUGCCAGACGUUCCUGUCACCUCCACUCCGGUCACCGCGUCCUACCACGGCUGCAUGACCCUCAAGCUGAGCAACACAGCACUGGACUUAGAUGAGGCUCUCUACAAGCACAGUGACAUCACCUCACAUUCCUGUCCUCCAGUCCAGGAGGGUCAGUAGGUACCACUGCAAUGCGAAAGUUUUAUACUCAGAAACUUUCAGUGCUUUUCUUUUUUUAAAAGAUAUAAAUUAUUCAGAUCUACCGCACUGCGUGUAUAGUUUCUCUUAAACACUGAAGUUACGUAGAAGCUACUGAUCCUUAUGUCAAAUUGAUUAUUGAAAUACUCUUUGCUUUGAGGUUUAAAGGUUGUAAUAUAUUUGUAAAUAGUUCAGAAGACUAAUAUUAAAUAAGUCAAAACAGAAUGUACUGAAAGUGAAUACUAUCUUUAGACUGUAAGAGACAGUUUCAUCUGUAAUGUGGGAAACCUGGUAAUAUAUGAGUGUGGACUGGAAGAAAAAUAAUAAUUCUGUAUUAUUUUUUAUUACCAAACACUGCUUUCUGAUUUGCAAAAUAUGAGAGAAUAAAAUAUUUACAUACAUGUUUUU